Messenger RNA from Bactrocera neohumeralis, 1501 nucleotides. RefSeq lists its product as uncharacterized. Bases 915 to 1487 code for a protein of 190 amino acids. Lineage: Eukaryota; Metazoa; Arthropoda; Insecta; Diptera; Tephritidae. The transcript is spliced from 5 exons. The record is from RefSeq and is a predicted model, not a curated record.
UUUGACAGCGACAAAAUUGAGGCAAGUAUUUAUUAUAUAAAUCACUAUUUAUUGUUUUUAAAUAUAAAUAUGAAAUCGUUUCGGAACGCCAUUUCAAAAGAGAAAAAAGAAUUUGAAGUUAACGCGGCGAAAUAUAGAAGGCUAGAUGAGUUUGCUCGCGUUGAAAGUGAAAAUCGUGAAGUUAUUAGUGCUAGUGAACCUGAAGAGUUAUCCUUGUGUGAAGAUGAGGGGCAAGAAAGUGCUAGUUUGGGUAGGAAUAGUGAGGCAGUGAAUUCCAACAUAAAUGAAAAGGCUACUGCACUGAAGGAGUGGGCAAUAAGAAACAGCGUUUCACAAAACACCGUUACUGAUUUGCUUCAAACGCUAAAUAAAAUCGGUGUUAAAGAUUUUCCUUUAUGUGCAAAGGCCCUACUUGGGACAGAAAAAAAAGAAGUUAAUAUUCAAUCCAUUCCCAGUGGAGAAUUCAUUUAUGUUGGAAUACAAAAGCAUUUUUUAAAAAAAUAUUUUGAUUUUCUUGAAGGUAAUAAUGAUAUUGAAAUUGAUGUCGGGAUUGAUGGCCUCAGGCUUUUUAAAAAUUCAAAUAAAGUUUUGUGGCCAAUUUUAGGCGCCAUUGUUGGAUAUCCACAAGAAAGUCCUUUUGUGAUCGCAUGUUUCUCUGGAAGUGAAAAACCUUGGAACAUUAAUGAUUUUAUGAAGGACUUUUGCGAGGAAAUUGCUGUCUUAAAAGAUCAUGGAAUAAAAGUUGGUUCAAAAAAAAUUGUAAAAAACUUCAGAGUGCGUUUGUUUACCUGUGGCUCGCCUGCCCGGGCUUUCGUAACUAGUACACUUUCCCAUUUAUAAACCAAUUUUAUGAUAUUAUGUACUAUAAAAUUCUGCACUAAUAUUUAAUUUUGUUGUUUUUUUUUUUAAGAAAUAUGGAUGAAGAAUUAUUUAGCCAAGAGAAUGAAUAUGAAGAAUUUGUGGCGAUAAAUAACCAGUCACCACCACCGGAAGCCGAAAUACCCCAAUCAUCACAAAGAAGAAGGUUUCAAGUUUCAGCGCCAUACAAUGUUCAGCUACGACACAGCAUUCUACAGCCAGACAACCUUCAACAGCAGGACACAGUAACUCAAGGUAUUAAGGAAAUCCUAAGAAACCAAAAGGUGCUGAUGACAAGGAUGGAUGACAUUGAGAAAACCCUCAAAGAAAAUGUUAUUGAUAAAGGUCUUCUAUUGGCUCAAACACACACGCUGCGCGAAUGUAAGGUGGUUUUAGCUAAAGUCCAUCACUCCAUUGGACGAUUGGUAGGAGAAAUAGAAAAUCCCAUGCAAAUUGAAAUAGCGUCAAGACUACCAAUCUGCACACUAGACGCCGCGCUGGAUUUCGAAGAUAAACUAAAUUCCAAAGAGUUUGCUGACGAAACGAGACGAGCAUAUGACAAAGUGAUGGUAAAUUUGUAUGCAAAUAAAAAGGAUAGACAACUCACACGUAUUCAAAGUAUGCGAUAGAAUCUUCCCAUGCC